UACAGAUCUUUUUGAUAUCUUUUAUUAUCAUUUAUAAUUUCAACUCAUAAUUCUUCAUAAUGGGUUACUUGGAAUAUACUUUACCACCUGUGGUAAUCUUAUCUGUUGCAUUAGCUAUUAGACAAUAUUAUUCAUCAAGCCAGAGAAAAAAGGCCGCGGUUGAUUCUAAAAAAGGUUCCGAAAAAAAGGGUUACUAUGCAGCUGAAGAUGAACCAAUACCUGAACCAACCCCAUUAAUGAUAACCCCAGAACAAGUCAAAAGUUAUGAUGAUAGACCAUGGAGACCAUUUAGAUGGCCAUACCAUCAAACAAUGUCAAUUUUUAAAUUAGAUGUUAAUCACUGGUUAGAUAUGGACAAAUUCUAUUGGCAUUACAUUCAAGAAAAAGAAAGAAUUUAUCAUGAAUAUGGUGAUCAAAAUAUUGGUUGGUUACCAGAAAGUUGGGAUGCUUGUGUUGAAUUAAUGGAAAUUGUUAGAGACCAUAUGGUUAAAAGAUACCCUUUAUUAUUCACUAAAGUUGACGGUUCAAAUAAAAUUAUUAAAAAUGAAUUAACUGGUGAAACCUUGGAUACAACUUUCCCAUUAAAGGAACACCCAUUGGUUUAUGUAUCCAAAAUGGCAAAGGAAGAUUUCUAUAUUGUUCUUAAAAGAGAUGACGGUAGACAUUAUAUGGUUGCAGGUGCGGUUCCAUUCCCAGGUGGUUCAUUUGCUAUUAAAGAUAAAAUUGGUAAACAUAUUGAUCAAAUUCAUAGUGAUGUGCCAUACUAUGAAACAAAGUUAAAGAGAUCAAUGGAAAGAUGGUUUGAGAGAAUGCAACCAUCAGAAUUGGUUGAAAGAGCAUCUUGGUAUAUGACUUGGGAUAGAAAAUUAAUGUGUAGUAAUGUUUAUGCAUUAAAAGCAGAUGAAAAAAUUGAUUCAGAUAUCCCACCAACUGAAUUUAAUUUCAGGGUAGAAAGACAAACUUUGAGAAGAUUACCAAGAUCAAAAGCAAUUAUUUUCACUAAUCAUCCAGUCUACUAUGGUAUCGAAGAAGUUAAAGAUGAACCAUUAAUUCCAUCAUUAAUUAAAAAAAUAAUCUUUGAAGGUCCAGAAGAUAUUAUUAAAUAUAAAAACUUUGAAAGUUUCAGAGAUCAUGCUGCGCCAUAUUUGGAUUCAUUGAUUCAAAGACAAAUUGAUUUGGGAAUAAUCAAAGAAGAUACACCAAUAAAAACAUUGGAUACUUAUCCAUUUGCGCAUUUUGUUAAAGAUGCUCAGCCAGAUGGCUGGAAAAGUCCUCAUGAAUCAGCAAAGGAAUAUCAAAAGAAUCUUGAUCCAAAAAAAUUUGAAGUUUGAAAAUAUCAAUUUUAUUAUUAUUAUUAUUAUUAUUAUUAUCAUUAUUAUUGCUAUUAUGAAAAGAGCAUUUUGAAAUAAAUGCAGAUUAAUUUUUUAUUAUUCAUUGAUGUUUUGGUUUUUUUUAUUUUUU
Ascoidea rubescens DSM 1968 is the source of this 1461-nucleotide messenger RNA. RefSeq names its product heme-dependent oxidative N-demethylase family protein. The transcript has a single exon. The record is from RefSeq and is a predicted model, not a curated record. Bases 60 to 1331 code for a protein of 423 amino acids. NCBI's taxonomy places the organism in Eukaryota, Fungi, Ascomycota, Saccharomycetes, Ascoideales, Ascoideaceae.